This is a messenger RNA of Mercurialis annua (annual mercury), 2362 nucleotides long. RefSeq names its product DELLA protein GAI. Gene Ontology annotation, molecular function: DNA-binding transcription factor activity; sequence-specific DNA binding. The transcript has a single exon. Gene Ontology annotation, cellular component: nucleus. The record is from RefSeq and is a predicted model, not a curated record. NCBI's taxonomy places the organism in Eukaryota, Viridiplantae, Streptophyta, Magnoliopsida, Malpighiales, Euphorbiaceae. Gene Ontology annotation, biological process: negative regulation of gibberellic acid mediated signaling pathway; response to abscisic acid; negative regulation of seed germination. The coding region runs from base 217 to 2013 and encodes 598 amino acids.
UCCUUUCUCCUUAUCUUUACCAUACACUCACCCUCUGCAUCUCCUAUUCAUCUAUUGGACCUCACACCCCAUCUUUCUCAUAAUUUCUCUUUUUAACUAUUUCAUUUAUUUUUAAUUUUCUUUACAUAAACCCAAUAAAUCCCCAUGUUUUCUUGAUUCAUAUCUUUACAAUUUACCACUACACCAAAUCCAAGAAUCAAACACAUUCGAAAGAAAAUGAAGAGAGAACAUCAAGAAAUGAAUAAAGCAGGCGGAGGCGGAGGAGGCGGCGGCGGCGGCGUAGCAGGAGGAGGAGGAAUUGGAGUUGGAGAUUCUUCUUCUUCUUCUUCAGCUUCUUCUUUAGCUUCAACAAUGGCGAAAGAAAAACUAUGGCAAGAAGAACAAGAUGCCGGAGGCAUGGAUGAAUUACUAGCGGUUUUAGGUUACAAAGUACGGUCAUCUGACAUGGCGGACGUUGCUGAGAAGCUUGAACAGCUUGAAAUGGUGAUGGGUAUUGCUCAAGAAGACGGAAUUUCUCAUCUUUCCGAUACUGUGCAUUAUAACCCGUCAGAUCUUUCCGGUUGGGUUCAAAGCAUGCUGUCUGAAAUCAAUGGUCCACUAAUUUUUCCACCUCACGAGUCCUUCGGUAAUUCUUCAUCUCCAAUUUUUACUGACGACUCUGAGUACGAUCUCAGAGCCAUCCCUGGUGUCGCCGCUUACCCAUCGCCGCAGCCAGAUUCAUCGGAAAUCGAAAACAAGCGAAAACGAAUCAAAACUGACUCCCUUAACUCUACGCCGCCGCCUGCGUUUUCGUGUCCGUCUCCAUCACCAUCACCAUCGUCAACAAUCACAACUCUAUCGGAGCCAGCGCGACCGAUGGUGCUACUCGACUCACAGGAGACCGGAGUCCGGCUUGUCCACACGCUAUUAGCGUGUGCAGAAGCAGUUCAGCAAGAUAAUCUGAAAGUCGCGGAGGCACUCGUGAAACACAUAGGUUUACUCGCGGCAUCUCAGGCUAGCGCCAUGAGAAAGGUGGCGACCUACUUCGCCGAAGCUUUAGCUCGCCGGAUUUAUAAAAUCUACCCGCAAGAAUGUCUGGAUCCUUCCUAUUCAGACACUCUAGAGAUGCAUUUUUACGAGACUUGCCCUUAUCUGAAAUUCGCGCAUUUCACGGCGAAUCAAGCGAUUCUUGAAGCUUUCGGUACGGCGAAUAGGGUUCACGUUAUUGAUUUUGGUUUAAAGCAAGGUAUGCAAUGGCCGGCAUUAAUGCAAGCUUUAGCUUUACGUCCUGGUGGACCACCGGCUUUUCGUUUGACCGGAAUUGGUCCGCCGCAGGCUGAUAAUACGGAUACUUUGCAGCAGGUGGGUUGGAAGUUAGCUCAGUUGGCUGAAACAAUUGGCGUGGAAUUUGAAUUUCGCGGAUUCGUUGCUAAUAGUUUAGCUGAUCUUCAACCGGAAAUGCUUGACCUCCGCCCGCCGGAGGUGGAGACGGUGGCGGUGAACUCAGUGUUCGAGAUGCACCGUCUUUUAGCGCGUUCUGGUGGGAUUGAUAAGGUUCUUGAUUCUAUCAAAGCUAUGAAACCUAAAAUCGUCACUAUUGUUGAGCAAGAAGCGAACCAUAACGGUCCAGUUUUUCUAGACCGGUUCACUGAGGCAUUACACUAUUAUUCGAGUUUGUUUGACUCGUUAGAAGGGUCUGGGUUGAACGUUCCGAGUCAAGAUUUGGUCAUGUCUGAGUUGUAUUUAGGGAGGCAAAUAUGUAAUGUUGUGGCAUGUGAAGGGGCUGACCGAGUUGAGCGACAUGAGUCGUUGACUCAAUGGCGGAAUCGAGUUGAAUCGGCUGGGUUUGAUCGAGUUCAUCUCGGUUCAAAUGCCUUCAAACAAGCUAGUAUGCUGCUAGCUUUGUUUGCCGGCGGUGAUGGGUAUAGAGUAGAAGAAAACGAUGGAUGUUUAAUGCUUGGUUGGCAUACCAGGCCACUGAUUACCACAUCAGCUUGGCAACUCAGUGAUUCGAGAGUCGACUCAACUCAGUAGCUGAGUUUAUGUGAACGAGUCGAUGAAUCUCAAAAGUUGCCCUUAGUGAAAGGGAAAUGAGCGAGACUUGAGACGAGAGGGUAAAAAUGUAAAAGGCCAGUUCAAAUGUGUAACUCUAGGCUUUUUUUUACACCUCUUUUUUUUUUACUUUUACAGUUUUUUUUUUUUUUUAACUUUGUUGUUGUUUUAUUUAGAUUUUUGGGUUUUGUUUUUGUUUUUUAAUCAGUUGAAUGAAGAUGUGUGAAUAUGUUAACUUUUUGGUAAUAAAAUUUGGAGUCUUUUAUGUUAGAAGAAAAAAUAAAAUUUGGAACAUAUUCUGAAUGUGAGUGCCUUAUCAUUUUCUUCUGUA